UUCCAAGUCCCCACCUCUCUCCUAAACAGAUUAUUGAGGAGCUAAAGGAGCUUGCAUUGGUCCCUGUGUCGUCUCAAUAAGGCUUAAGAGUUCCAGAGGAAACAGAUGGGAUAAGAAAACCAGGGGAUCUAAUUACAGAGGCUUAUUUAGCAAUACAAGGCCCGUCCAGAACCCAGUCGCAAGCCUCAAGCCGCCGCUGCUCCUCGCAAUUUCUCUUUCAUAGUUAUUCGUCUCAAAGCCUUGAGACGGCUACGGUUGUUUAACAUGGAGAACGAGGAAGAGGAAGAUGAAAUCUUUACCACAUUUCAGGGAGGAUAUGAAAGGCAGGAAGAUGCGAAGGAGCAAGAGGAAGAAGAAGAACAAGAGGAAGAGGAGCCAGAGGCUGAGAGGAAAAGCAGUUGGGAUGUCCCAAUUCCAAGUCGAUCACUGGCCAGUCGCAGAGCUUCACUUCCAUGUCCGGCUCAGCUGAAUGCGAUGCAUCUGAGCCGUCUGCACACUGCCACCACAAGCCCUAGCCCUAGUCCAGCGUACCUGAGCCACUGGCUUCAGAGCGGUGAGGCAAGGCCGUGCUCUCGCUCCAGCCAUGUUGCCAAUAGCGAAGAGGAAGCACACACCAAGAGCAACGCAUGUGAACGACGCCCACAUGCCAUCCCAACCAUCCCUGAGAUGCACGAGCCUCUGGAGAGAAAAGCUCGGUUUAGGAGCCGCAAUGUCAUGUCUCUGAGUGAUGCAGACAGUUUGUGUCUGAUCUGCCAUGACGACCUAUGCAAAGGAGGAGGAGUUAUCAGAAAGCUUCACUGUUCCCACAGCUUCCACAGUGAGUGCAUAGAGGAAUGGCUGUGGACCAAGCAGACCUGUCCCACGUGUCAAAAGCAUGUUGCCAUGCCAGAGCCCCUGUACUGGACAUCUACCAGAGUAAUAGUGCCCUGAGCUCUUCCAGCCAUCUCCCAUUCAAACUACCUUGGACGUCAGAUGGCUAACCAAAACAUCAGACAUGAUGGUGGAUAACUGACAAUGGAUAAAGUUAUUCAGAGAAACAUACUGGUAGAGCAUUUCUGUGUACAUAGGCUAAAUUAUUUUAACUUCACUAAGUGUAAAACUAGUUUUUUCUUUAAAACAUACUUACAUAUUAAGAAAAUGUGUUAUUUUCUAUUGUUUUUCUUUUUCUGCAGAAAUGUAAGCAAACAGCACAAGUUGUAUGAAGUUGUACAAUUGAACAUUUUAAAAUGUACCUCGCUAUAUUA
Carassius carassius (crucian carp) is the source of this 1244-nucleotide messenger RNA. Its product is annotated as histone H3.v1. The record is from RefSeq and is a predicted model, not a curated record. Gene Ontology annotation, cellular component: cytoplasm. The transcript has 4 exons. The coding region runs from base 265 to 930 and encodes 221 amino acids. Gene Ontology annotation, molecular function: ubiquitin protein ligase activity. Lineage: Eukaryota; Metazoa; Chordata; Actinopteri; Cypriniformes; Cyprinidae. Gene Ontology annotation, biological process: ubiquitin-dependent protein catabolic process.